UCAGCCGCGGCACGACUACGCAAGAGGCGGAGAUACUCGAGGGCAGGUCCGCGAGGUCAGUGGCCGGAGAGGCCAUUCAAACGCACCAUGUUCCGCUUCCGUUGCGUUCAGCCCAUAUAUACAAUCUACCCGAACAGGCCUCCUCGUCCUCUUACGCGCCUGAGCGAUGGCAUUUUCGUCUCCCGGCCCCCCACGCCUCCUCCCCGAGGGCUUUCUGAAGCCGAACUGGUCAGAUGGUACCGAUAUCGGCAGGUAGAGGACAUGCAGGACUAUCUGUGGACGCUCUGGACAGACGGACGCCAUAGGCUUGGCCGCCUCGCCGACGCACACGUCCUCGUCCGGGCGCUGCCGCUCGCAGGGGCUAGCAGCCCUACCGCCUCGCCAUCCGAGGCGCCGGACGUGCCAGCCUCGUCGCUGUCGUCUCCCACGUCGAUGACCCCGAAAAGCCUCUCGCUCCGAGCAAUCGUCCGGCCACAGUCGGGCCAGCCCUUUGGCCUGAAGCGCGAGUUUGACCUGGAUGCCCUGAGGGAAACGAUAUCUGAGCCUCCGCAUGACAUUUCUCCAGCCAAGUUCGAUCUGAGGGAAUGCCUGUCCUGGGUGAGGCCGCUCAACGGCUCACGGCGGGCGUCUUGGCCGGCAGCAGCAGCAGCAUCCGCCUCCAGCAUCGAAGAAGACGACGUGGCGGGCGAGAGAAGGGCGGCAAAGAUCGUCAAGCCCAGUGCUCCCGUCCAAGCCCAUGGGCUUUCAUCAAUGUCUGUGGGCGUGCCCAUACGUUGGCCGGGGGAGAUACGCCAGGAACGGGUUAAAGUUUUUCGACUAUCAGAGUACAUUUUUCUGAACUAUGGCGGCUUCCUUUACUUCAUCAUCAUCAUUAUCAUCAUCAUCAUCAUUUUCUUUUCAUUCUUCAUCAUUAUUAUAUCUUCUUCUCCUUCUUCUCCUUCUUCUUCUCCCCCUUUUCCCUUUCUCUGUCUUCUAUAUCUCCCAGUCCUCUGCUCAUAUGCAUAG
This is a messenger RNA of Trichoderma reesei QM6a, 1005 nucleotides long. RefSeq lists its product as uncharacterized. The record is from RefSeq and is a predicted model, not a curated record. The coding region runs from base 88 to 1005 and encodes 305 amino acids. The transcript is spliced from 2 exons. Lineage: Eukaryota; Fungi; Ascomycota; Sordariomycetes; Hypocreales; Hypocreaceae.